Lacerta agilis (Sand lizard) is the source of this 1061-nucleotide messenger RNA. RefSeq names its product serine protease 27-like. NCBI's taxonomy places the organism in Eukaryota, Metazoa, Chordata, Lepidosauria, Squamata, Lacertidae. The transcript is spliced from 7 exons. Gene Ontology annotation, molecular function: serine-type endopeptidase activity. The record is from RefSeq and is a predicted model, not a curated record. Bases 11 to 997 code for a protein of 328 amino acids. Gene Ontology annotation, biological process: proteolysis.
CUGCCUCUCUAUGCUACCCCUGAUACAGGGUGUCCUGAAACAUGAAACUCAAAGCGGAGAUGUGGAAAAUGGCACUCAGACAGUGUGUGGCCGGGUGAUGCCCCAAAGCCGUAUUGUGGGGGUGCCCCAAAGUCGUAUUGUGGGGGGAACAGAUGCUUCUCCUGGGGCUUGGCCGUGGCAAGUCAGCCUCCAAUAUAAUGGACAGCAUGCCUGCGGAGGGACCCUCAUCAGUGCUGACUGGGUGCUGACAGCAGCCCACUGCUUCUCCAAGGCGUCAAAACUAUCUCACUACAAAGCAAACUUGGGGAACCACCAGCUCUUGAACCCAGAACCCAAUGCUAAGUGGCUGAAACUCUCCCAAGUGAUUGUGAACAAGCACUAUGCUGGAGAUGGGACCAGUGGAGAUAUAGCUCUGGUUCAGUUAGAACAUCCCGUACGCUUCACCCAAAGCAUCCUUCCAGCCUGUCUCCCAGAUGCCAAGGUCCAGAUCCCAAAUGGCACCCUUUGUUGGGUGACAGGAUGGGGAGCUCCACAAUAUGGAGCUACCCUCCGGGCUCCCAAGACCCUGCAACAGCUCCAGCUGCCCUUGAUUGACACAGGAUCCUGUGAUGUCAUGUACCACAUUGGCAGUGGUAUCGCCCCAAGUAUCCGACAGAUUCAGGAUGACAUGAUGUGCGCUGGCUAUGCCAAAGGAGAGAAAGAUGCAUGUUUGGGUGACUCCGGAGGUCCCUUGGUCUGUCAACGGGAUGGUGCUUGGUUUGUAGUGGGCAUUGUGAGCUGGGGUGAAAUGUGUGCCAUCCCCAACCGCCCAGGCGUCUACACCCGUGUUGGCUUCUACGAGGACUGGAUAAAGAGGCACUAUGCAGGAGCUCAGUUCGGCCUCGUGAAUGUCACUUAUUACCGAGACGCUUCAUCUGCAUUGGCCUCCAGCCUUGUCCUCAAAGAGUUCCUGCUACUGCUCACUGCCUCCUGCCUCACUGCCAUCCUUCUGACAUAGAGGGAUAUGAGUGUGUUCCAUUGUUUCCCUCACUCAAACAAAGUGUUAUGGAAAGCAAACAAAC